Messenger RNA from Populus euphratica (Euphrates poplar), 1965 nucleotides. Its product is annotated as O-Glycosyl hydrolases family 17 protein. The record is from RefSeq and is a predicted model, not a curated record. NCBI's taxonomy places the organism in Eukaryota, Viridiplantae, Streptophyta, Magnoliopsida, Malpighiales, Salicaceae. Bases 230 to 1729 code for a protein of 499 amino acids. Gene Ontology annotation, molecular function: hydrolase activity, hydrolyzing O-glycosyl compounds. Gene Ontology annotation, biological process: carbohydrate metabolic process. The transcript has 4 exons.
GUCCUGUAGCUCUACUGUCUGUCGGACACGAAAUUCGACCAAUGCGUCCACGCCAACUAAAGGUUAGUUGCUCUCUCUCUGUUCACGAUCUCAGAUAGGGAGUCUCUUGAUUCCUGUAGCGUUCCAUGACCGUUGCAAUCACUGACAAAAAGAGUAAAGUAGAAAAACAAAAGAAUCUCUUAAAAGCAUUUUAUAUAAACGAAAACAAAGUUAGUUCACUUGCAGGGCAAUGGCGAGAGGAGUCGAGCAGCUUAUCUUCUUAAUAUCACUGUUACUUACUCUUCUGGUUUUGUGCAGAGGAAGCACAAUUGGAGUUUGCUAUGGAAGAAAUGCUGAUGACCUCCCAACUCCUGAUAAGGUUGCUCAGUUGGUUCAACAACAUAAAAUUAAAUACUUGAGGAUUUAUGACUCUAGUAUCCAGGUUCUCAAGGCUUUUGCAAACACUGGAGUUGAACUUAUGAUUGGAAUUACAAACUCCGACCUACUACCAUUCUCUCAAUUCCAAUCCAAUGUAGAUACAUGGUUGAAAAACAGUGUCCUUCCUUACUACCCGGCUGCAAGGAUCACAUACAUAACUGUUGGUGCUGAAGUAACAGAAGGCCCUGGUAAUGCCUCUGCCCUAGUUGUACCUGCCAUGCACAAUGUUCUCAUGGCCCUAAAAAAAGUUGGUCUGCAUAAAAAGAUCAAAGUUUCGAGCACCCAUUCUCUUGGGGUUUUGUCCCGUUCUUUCCCACCAUCUGCAGGGGCUUUUAAUAGCAGCCAUGCAUUUUUUCUGAAACCCAUGCUGGAAUUCCUCGCUGAAAACCAAUCUCCUUUCAUGAUUGAUAUUUAUCCUUACUAUGCUUAUAGAGAUUCCCCAAAUAAUGUGUCUUUGGAUUAUGCUCUAUUUGAGUCGUCUUCAGAAGUGAUCGAUCCAAACACGGGUUUGCUUUAUACAAACAUGUUUGAUGCUCAGAUUGAUGCCAUUUAUUUUGCCCUGAUGGCUCUGAAUUUCAGAACAAUUAAAGUAAUGGUCACUGAGACAGGCUGGCCAUCCAAAGGGUCAUCAAAGGAGAAAGCUGCAACCCCUGAUAAUGCCCAGAUUUACAACACCAAUUUAAUUCGUCAUGUCAUCAAUAACUCUGGUACUCCUGCAAAGCUCGGGGAGGAACUAGAUGUUUAUAUUUUCUCACUGUUCAAUGAGAACAGGAAGCCUGGUAUGGAAUCUGAGAGGAACUGGGGAUUAUUUUAUCCAGAUCAAACAAGUGUCUAUAGUCUGGAUUUCUCUGGAAAAGGUGUCCUUGAUGUGCCUGCAAACAAAAGUUUGACCAGUUUUAAUGGCACAACUUGGUGCAUUGCUUCAAAUAAUGCUUCCCAACUUGACUUGCAGAAUGCCUUAGAUUGGGCAUGUGGCUCUGGCAAUGUGGAUUGCUCUGCUAUUCAGCCUAGUCAACCAUGUUUUGAGCCAGACACUCUUGUCUCCCAUGCAUCGUAUGCGUUCAACAGUUACUACCAGCAAAAUGGGGCUUCUGAUGUUGCUUGCAGUUUUGGAGGUACAGGAGUUAAAGUCAACAAGGAUCCAAGCUAUGAUAAUUGCAUGUAUAUGAUCACUGGGAGCAACAAAACAGCAGCAAGUAACACAACAGCCAUUGCCUCAACUUCCUCCUCCGCCCAGAAUGAAGCCUGUGCAUGGAUUUCUAGUUUUCUUCUAAUGACCUGCGUUGUGUAUUUUUUAUCUUUUGAACAUUAGUAAUGGACAUGGAAGCAGGAUCAUGCAGGCACAGUGAAGUCGACCAGAAAACAAUGGACCGUGUGGUGAGGCAAGAGGCAUCGUUUUGAAUUUUUUUUUUUUUUGGCUUGUGUAUAUCCUGAGAAAAAACGCAUCUGUCAAGGAGCUAUCCGCCAUCCUAGUUUUGUAUGAUUUAGUACUUGUUUAGAGGAAUGCAAGACUCAUCCAUCUUAAUUGUUGUAUGGUUUGUUCUCUUU